AUGGUGGCGGCGGCGGAGCGGGUGGUGGUGGAGCUCCGGGAGGCGUGCGCGGCGCCGGCGGCGCGGCUGAACGAGGUGGCCGCGGCCAUGGAGGCGGAGAUGCGGGCCGGGCUGCGCGAGGAGGGCGGCAGCAAGAUCAAGAUGAUCAUCUCCCACGUCGAAAACCUCCCCACCGGGAAUGAGGAGGGGUUCUUCUACGCCCUGGAUCUCGGGGGAACCAACUUCCGCGUCCUUCGCGUGCAGCUCGCGGGCAAAGAGAAGCCCGUCGCCAAGCGCGAGUCCAAGGUCUCCAUCCCUCCCCGCAUCAUGUCAGGCAACGCCUCAGAGCUGUUCGGCUUCAUUGCUUCUGCGCUAGCCAGCUUCGUCGCGGACGAAGGGCGCAGCAAUGUGUUUGAGGACAAGCAAAGGGAGCUGGGGUUCACGUUCUCGUUCCCCGUGAGAAAGACAUCCAUUGCGUCGGGCACCCUUUCCUAUUGGACCAAGGGUUUCAAGAUCGAUGAUGCUGUGGGCAAAGAUGUUGUCGCUGAACUGCAGACGGCCAUGGAGAAACAUGGCGUCGAAAUGCGUGUGGCUGCAUUGAUCAACGAUGCUGUUGGGACACUGGCUGCAGGUAGAUACAACGAUGAGGAUGUCGUCAUUGGUGUCAUACUAGGUACCGGCUCGAAUGCCGCCUAUGUCGAAGAGGCAAGUGCAAUACCGAAGUUUGAGGGCGAGUUGCCUAAAUCAGGAAACACGGUGAUCAAUACGGAAUGGGGUAACUUCUCCUCAUCCUGCCUCCCAAUCACAGAAUAUGAUCAGGCAUUAGAUAAGGAGAGUUUAAACCCAGGAGAGCAGAUCUUCGAGAAGAUGAUUUCAGGAAUGUACCUUGGUGAAAUUGUGAGGAGGGUGCUUCUUAAAAUCGCUUCACAGUCUACACUCUUCGGCGAAAUCAACCAGACUAAGCUCGAAACCCGAGACAUUUUGGGGACUGAUAAUAUCUCCGCGUUGCACCACGACGACACGCCUGAUCUGAGAAUCGUGGCCGAGAAACUGGCAGACAACCUCAAGAUCAAGGACACAUCCUUGGAGACGAGGAAGAUGGUCGUGGAGAUCUGCGACAUCGUCACCACCAGGUCUGCACGGUUGGCCGCGGCAGGGAUCGUCGGCAUCCUCAGGAAGAUCGGUAGGGCUGUCCCCGGCGACCAGCGGCGGUCGGUCGUCGCCAUCGACGGCAGCUUGUUUGACCACUAUGCUGAGUUCAGGCAGUGCCUAGAGCGCACGCUGGUGGAGCUGCUGGGGGAGGAAGCGUCCAGGUCGGUGGCGGUGAAACUCACCAAGGACGGGUCCGGACUCGGAGCCGCCCUGAUCGCGGCUGCUCACUCCUAG
This is a messenger RNA of Panicum virgatum (switchgrass), 1365 nucleotides long. Its product is annotated as hexokinase-7-like. Gene Ontology annotation, molecular function: mannokinase activity; D-glucose binding; glucokinase activity. Gene Ontology annotation, biological process: glycolytic process; intracellular glucose homeostasis; glucose 6-phosphate metabolic process. Gene Ontology annotation, cellular component: cytosol; mitochondrion. Lineage: Eukaryota; Viridiplantae; Streptophyta; Magnoliopsida; Poales; Poaceae. The transcript has 8 exons. The record is from RefSeq and is a predicted model, not a curated record. The coding region runs from base 1 to 1365 and encodes 454 amino acids.